GCGGGAUGGAGCGUGUAGCAUAAGAGCUUCAUCAGAAUAGCUUCAAUGUUCCUCAAUAUAUGGGGUCGAGCUAGAGUUCAAACUUGCCGAAACUCUCUCACACAAUCUCGAAGUAUGGCAAAUAAGACCCGAAGAUUGAGGCUGUCGAGCGCAAUGCAACUUUCCAAGCGCAUGACAACAUUGUGGGCUUGGACAGCACGAUCAGCACGAGGUACCGCACGACAGGACGUUCUAGAACUGAUGUGCAUGGCUGUGCAUGACCCAUCGUGGAGCGUGUUUUGGACGCGCUUGACAACUGCCAGCAUCCGCCAUCCGGGGAAAUCGGGGACUUUCUUCCAGUCAGAUCUGUCACAGGAACAUCACGAGAGAGGAUCUCGAUGCAGCCCUGCCAAACACGAGGUCCCGUUUGUCCCACUCAUAGCAUUGAAACACGAAGGAGACAUGGGACUGUGUCACAGACAAACGUUCCAUCUCAUCUACCUGCAGCGGAUCUUGUUCGCUACCAAGAAAGUCCAAGAUUCGCUAGUUACCACCCUAACGGCACCCGGGCUCGCUGCCGCGCUCGCCCUCGACAGGAAGGGAAAUGCCUUAGCGCCGCUGUCAUCGUGCCCCCCAACAGCAGGUUCCGUGGCUGGCCGUGGCACGAUUGCCAGUGCUAUCGAGUUCCGGUUUUCUGGAAAGUCCGGGGUGCCACGCCUCGGCCAAGCAAUCACAUUUUUAGCUGACCCAGAAGCAACGAGAAGCGCUUUUGGUUCAAGCAAUCAGCACCCCCUUGCUGGGUGCUAA
Molecule: messenger RNA, 786 nt
Organism: Truncatella angustata
Lineage: Eukaryota; Fungi; Ascomycota; Sordariomycetes; Amphisphaeriales; Sporocadaceae
Exons: 2
Coding region: 46-786 (246 amino acids)
Source: RefSeq, a predicted model, not a curated record